Molecule: messenger RNA, 810 nt
Organism: Geodia barretti
Lineage: Eukaryota; Metazoa; Porifera; Demospongiae; Tetractinellida; Geodiidae
Source: the annotation of a GenBank genome assembly
AUGCUUCUCGCACUCGACAUAGGCAACACGAAUAUCAAGAUCGGGGUGUUUGCCGAUGAUCCCGGUGAUGAUCCGUACACUUCCGCGGCGGCGUGGCGCAUCAACACCGAACGGGGCCGGACGGCGGACGAGUACGGGCUGAUGACUUCCAACAUGCUUCCGACACGGGGGUUAGACGCGCGCGACGUGACCUCGGUGGCGAUGUGCAGCGGGGUGCCGUCUCUGACUUCGGCCUUCGUCGAGGUGAGUGAGACGUACUUCGGGCAGUCGCCUCUGGUGGUUGGCGCGGGCGUCAAGACGGGCAUCAGAAUCUUGUACGACAAUCCGAGGGACGUCGGGGCCGACCGGAUCGUGGACGCGGCGGCGGCUCUGAAGCUGUAUGGCCGGCCGGCCAUCGUCGUGGACUUCGGGACAGGGACGGUGUUCGACGCGAGACCAAGACGCGAUAUUCGCAUAGCUCCUGUAUACACGUCGCGGCGGGCGCACUCUACCAGGCGGCGUCACAGCUUCGUCACGUCGAGUUGGAGCGGCCCUCUACGGCAAUCGGGCGUAAUACCAUCCAUGCGCUGCAGUCGGGGCUGGUGCUGGGAUACUCCGAGAUGGUUAAGGGAAUGGUCACGCGAUUCGACCGCGAGUUGGGCGCGGAGGGUCGAAGGUCAUCGCGACGGAGGCCCUGCGCACCUCAUCGCCGAGGAGGAGGAAAGGGAAAGGAGGACUGGAGGGAACGGGCACAUAUCGGACGUGGUGAACGACAAUCUGACGAUGGCGGGGUUGAAGAUCAUUCAUGAAAUGAAUGUGCCGGGGCGGUAA